AUGUUAGGCGCCAAAGGUCGCGACUGUGUCAUCGAGAUGCCGUUUCGCUGCGACUGUGGAUCAAACACGCGACUGGGGGACAAUGUGUAUAUGAACUCCAACUGUAUCCUUCUCGAUGAAGGUGAGAUCACAAUUGGCAGCCGGGUUAUGCUUGCUCCUAACGUGCAGCUUUACACGGCUACACACCCGUUGGAACCGAAGAUACGAGCUACUGGGUACGAGCGGACCAAGCCAAUCACAAUUGGAGAUGAUGUUUGGAUCGGAGGCAGCGUGGUGGUUGUGCCUGGAGUAACGAUCGGCCGUGGGGCUGUGAUUGGAGCUGGCAGUGUCGUGACCAAGAACGUGCCUCCUAUGUGCGUGUAUGCUGGCAACCCGGCGAAGUUCAUCAAGAAGAUCGAGAUGGAGUAG
Molecule: messenger RNA, 408 nt
Organism: Phytophthora infestans T30-4
Lineage: Eukaryota; Oomycota; Peronosporomycetes; Peronosporales; Peronosporaceae
Product: maltose O-acetyltransferase, putative
Exons: 1
Coding region: 1-408 (135 amino acids)
Source: RefSeq, a predicted model, not a curated record